UAUUGGAACUCUUAAUGAGAGCAUAUCGGCGCUCAACCAACUUUUAUACUCAGUAGGAGGCAGACCAUUUUGAAAACAUAUCGCCCAGACGUCGCAAUGUAGUGGUUUCUCACGCUAAAACUAAACGCUCUUUCACAGAACAAAUCAGCAAUUGAGAUGUGAUUGUGAUAAGCUUGGCCCGUCUGAUAUGUUGUCAUAUAUAAAUAAGUUGUCCACCACAUCAGACACAGCGGAGAUGAAAUCUGCUCUAAGGGCUACCAAUGACUUCAGGGUCAAGCCAAAAUUGUACAGUAAAAACUAUAACCGACGGGCGAGUUGCCCACCAGAAGCGCUCAGCUCAUUGGGAGAUUCUACACCAGAGGACAGAAGACUGUAUGACACACGAGUGAAGAUAAACAUUAGUGGAAAAAAGUAUGAAACUCUUUAUUCAACAUUGGCGAAAUUUCCGAACACCCUUCUUGGAAAUCCCGCUAAAAGACAGCAAUACUUUGAUCAAACGAGACAAGAAUAUUUUUUUAAUCGGAAUCGCAAUGCUUUUGAUGCAAUCCUGUUUUAUUACCAAUCGAAUGGUCUCCUCACGCGACCGAAUAACAUCAGAUUACAAGAAUUUUGCGACGAGCUGAAAUUUUUUCAAAUCGAGGAAGAAAUUGUCAGUGAAUUCAAACGAGACGAGUGUGGGAUCGAAGAUGAAGAUGAUGAUGAAGAAGUCGUUCUGCCAUCAAAUGUUAUAUUAGCGAAGCUUUGGCUGUGGUUUGAGUAUCCCAAGUGCUCCAAAGUUGCUAAACUUUUUGCGGUUUUCUCCGUUACUUUCAUCGUAAUUUCUAUCUACGUUUUAUGCGCGGAGACACAUUUUAGAGGAUCCACAGACUCAUCUAAAUACAAGGAGGAACCCCCCACAUCAAUGCGCAUUUUGGAAAAAGUUUGCAUUUCUUGGUUCACUUUAGAAUUUAUCCUGCGAUUGAUUUCAUGUCCAAACAAAUUGCGAUUCAUCCUCGACAUCUUGAAUUUGAUAGACCUAGCCGCUAUUCUGCCAUACUACUACUUCGAGCUCUCUUUGAGUGAAUCUAAAAAUGACAAAAAUAUCGACGCCAUAAGACUUUUAAGAGUUCCCAGGUUGUUAAAACUAACCCGACAUCUGGAAGAGCUCAGAGUUCUCGCCAAAACAGUGCGCUCCACUUGGCGAGAACUUGUCAUGAUCUUGUUUUUUAUUCUCAUAACUACCGCUAUUUUUUCUGGGUGGACAUUCUACGUAGAAUAUGAGGAGCAAAAGGAAUCGUUUUCCAGUAUCCCCGCUACAGCUUGGUUUGUGAUAGUUUCAAUAACAAAUGUCGGAUACGGGGAUAUGAUUCCAAAGACUCUAAUGGGGAAGCUGCUCGGUGCUAUCUGCACUAUAGCAGGUGUGUUGGUAAUAGCAUUACCUGGUACUGUAAUCGUCACGAAAUUUCGUCUAUAUUACGAGAAAAAAAAGAGGAAAAAAUUAGCCAGUUACAAAUUUUAGUGUCAUUUGCUUCAAGGUACGAAUCAUUGUGAAUUACACGCAGCGCUCUAGCGUUCAUCAUCAAAGUGCGUGGGUUGUCACUAAUAAAAGGACGCGCAGAAUAAUUAUGAAUAAAGAAAAACGUGUUAAGUAUAACUGGAGCUCGUAAUUAGACAAAGAAAAAAUAUCUCAUGUUUUUUCGAUGGCAUCAGAACUUCGAAAUAUUAUCUUUUCAUAACAAGUUGCAAGUAGACAUCAAUUUUUGGCUUGUAUUACACCGGAACGUUUUACAGAUUAAAAAAUCAACCAACAGCUUUCCUCUUAAUAGAUUACAAAAAAUCCGCUAUCUUAAGACAUAUUUUAUAGCUUGGCUUUUCCAUUUGGUCGAAUCUUUCAGACUAAUUCGCUAUAAAGUUAUACCGAUAAUUUGCUUGAAGUGAAACUGGAUACGUAGCGAAUUGCGCUUUUUUUCUGCCGUAUGAAGCA
Molecule: messenger RNA, 1963 nt
Organism: Pocillopora verrucosa
Lineage: Eukaryota; Metazoa; Cnidaria; Anthozoa; Scleractinia; Pocilloporidae
Product: potassium voltage-gated channel subfamily A member 2-like
Biological process (GO): protein homooligomerization; potassium ion transmembrane transport
Cellular component (GO): membrane; voltage-gated potassium channel complex
Molecular function (GO): protein binding; delayed rectifier potassium channel activity
Source: RefSeq, a predicted model, not a curated record